Ilex paraguariensis (yerba mate) is the source of this 315-nucleotide messenger RNA. The record is from the annotation of a GenBank genome assembly. NCBI's taxonomy places the organism in Eukaryota, Viridiplantae, Streptophyta, Magnoliopsida, Aquifoliales, Aquifoliaceae.
AUGGACGAUGAGAUGGGGGAUCAAAUUGAAGGCCCUAUGUACACAGUAGAUGACGCACUUGUUUCGAUGGGGUUUGGAAAGUUCCAACUUCUUGUGUUUGCUUAUGCCGGACUGGGUUCAAGUGUAGAGGCAAUGGAGGUGAUGAUUCUCUCUUUUAUAGGACCGUCAGUGAAGUCCGAGUGGGAACUCUCUUCUACUGAAGAGAGCCUGAUAACAACAGUGGUUUUUGCUGGUAUGCUAAUAGGAGCAUAUUCAUGGGGACUCAUAUCAGAUAACUACGGAAGAAGGCAAGACCUUCUGUCAUUAGAUAAAUGA